AUGAGUAGGCAAUGGAAAUAUUUCCUUGUGUUGUUGUGGUUCUCUUACAUCUUCGUUAGCGGUGUUGUACUGUUCAUGCGAGGUUUCUUGCUGCACAAGAAAGUCUACCUGGACAAAUCCACGUGCGAGUCGCAGGCGGGAAGCACCUGCAGCAAGGAGCACGGCUGGUGCCGGGACGAGGCGGCCGCGUGCCGGGAGACGAGCACGAGAGUCGUGCUGCUGCUGGUGGACGCGCUGAGGUACGAUUUCGCCGAGUGGCAGGGCGACGAUGAGACGGACGCGCCGCCGUACCACAACAAGCUGCGCGUUCUGCGCGAGCUGCUGGCCCGCGAGCCGGGCCACGCGCGGCUGUGGCGCUUCCUCGCCGACCCGCCCACCACGACGGCGCAGCGCCUCAAGGCGCUCGCCACCGGCAGCCUGCCCACCUUCGUGGACGCCGGUGCCAACUUCGCGGCCCCCGAGCUGCGCGAGGACAACGUGGUGGACCAGCUGGUGGCGCACGGCCGCCCCGUCGUGCUGAUGGGCGACGACACGUGGACGGGCCUGCUGCCCGGGCGCUUCGUGCGCCAGUACCCUUUCCCGUCGUUCGACGUGCGUGACCUGGACUCGGUGGACGAGGGCGUGCGCCGGCACCUGGGCGCCGAGCUGGCGCGGCGCGACUGGGCGCUGCUGGUGGCGCACCUGCUGGGCGUGGACCACUGUGGCCACCGCUACGGGCCGCACCACCCCGAGAUGGCGCGCAAGCUGCGCGAGGUGGACCAGCUCGUCAGGGAGGUUGCUGAAGCCAUGGACAACAACACUCUACUGUUUGUGGUGGGAGACCACGGCAUGACAAGCACAGGGGACCACGGAGGCGACAGCGAGGCAGAAGUGACCUCCGCCAUGUUCGUGUACUCCAAGAGGCCACUACUCAGCGAGGAGCUAGAGGGGCCACUGGAGUCCAUCAACCAGGUGGAUCUGGUGCCGACCCUGGCCGCCGCUCUCGGCGUGCCGAUCCCGUUCUCGAGUCUGGGGCGGCUGGUGCUGGCGGCCCUGCCCUCGUCGGGGGAUGCCGCCCGGGACCGCAGGCUGGCGGCCUCUGCGAUGCGCAGCAACGUGGAGCAGGUGGCACGGUUCGUGGCGGUGCAUGCGGAGCGGUCGGGCCAGUUCCCGGAGGACCAGCUGCAUGCCCUGGCUGACCAGCUCGCUCUCCUGGAGAGGAAUGGGGACAGCCCGGAGGGGCUAGUGCACGAGGCACGGACAUACGUGCGACUGGCCAAGAAGAUGUGCGAAGAGGUGUGGGUUCAGUUCGACACGUGGCUGAUGUCCCGCGGGCUGCUGAUAGUGCUGCUCGCCCUCCUGCUGGUGUACUGGGUGGGUGUGGGCCUGCCCCAGGAGCAGCUAGGGCGAGCACUGGACGGCCGACCGGGCGUGGCAGGCGCCGGGGCGGUGGUGCUGGCCGCGGUGUGCGGGGCCCUGUGGAGCCCGGGCGACCGCGUGACGGUGGCUUGCUCCUGGUCGGGGCUGGCAUCCCUGCUGGUGUUGGCAGGCGUGGGCUGGCAGCAUCGCCGGGAGAUAGCGGCGCACCACGAGGCACGUCGGGGCCUCUCGGACAGCCUGGUGCUGGCGGCCAGCCUGUGCGUGUCGCUGUCCAACAGCUACGUGCAAGAGGAGGCGGGCGUGCUGAGCUACUUGCUGCUGACGGUGGUGUGGCUGCAGCUGUGGCGCGGGCGAGCGAGCCCGGUCGCGGCCGCGCUGGUGCUGGGGCUGAGCGUCGCGGUGCGGCUGUCGCACGCCUUCUGGGCCGGCCGGGACGGCCAGCGCAAGCCGCGGCCCUCCGCCGUGCUGGUGGCUCCCGUGGCUCUGGGACUGGUGGUGACCGUGGCUCGCAUGUGGAUGCGCAGCUGUGGCAACCUGGUGGGGUUCUCGCCCACCGUGGUGGUGGCGCGCUACCUGCCCAGCGUGGUGGUGGUGUGCACGGGUGGCUACUGGGCCCUGCAAGGCCUGCCUCGUCGCCUGCUGCUGCCUUGGCACCUGCAGCUGCUGCCCUGGGUGGCUUACGCCCUGGUGGCGAUCGCGCUGGUGUGCCUGUGUGCGCGCCCCCUGUGCGUGUUCUGCGCGCCCCAGCGAGAGGUGACCUACGGGCAGGAGGACGCAGUGCCACGCCUGUUCCAGCACGUGAAGGAGCUGAUGCAGGAGGGGGACGAGCGGAGUACGCCGGUGGUGUACGGCCUGGCAACUGCGUACAGUGCUGCCUUCGGGGUGGCAGGCUUGUUUGUGUGCCUGUUGGCAGCCCUGCUGUUGGGCAGCGUGUAUGCCCAGGGCCUGGUGCUGUUCGUGGCGGCAGAGGUGCUACUGCUGGUCGUGAUGACGGAGCUCCGGCCAGAGGCUAAACUCUCAGUCGGCAAGGCGGUGGAGGUGCCCUGGGGAUGGGUGCUGUGCCAGUCGCUGCUCUCCGCCUACUUCUUCUACGGCACGGGUCACCAGCCCUGCUUCCCGGCCAUCCAGUGGGAGGCGGCCUUCGCGGGCGGGGCAGGGGCGCCCCUGGGCCUCCAGGCGCUCCUCGUGGUGGUCAACACCUUCUGCUCGCAGCUGGUGGCGGGCCUGGGGCUGCCCCUGCUGCUGGUGGCCCCGCUCUCCGCGCUGGCCUCCCGGGGCCACGGGGAGCUGGCGCUGCUGCGGCACCGCGACCUGCUGUUCGCGGGGCUGUUCCGCCUCUGCUGCAAGUACCUGCUGCUGGCCGCCGCCAGGGUGUUUGGGAGCAUGAUGGCCGCAGCAGUGCACUGCCGCCACCUCAUGGUGUGGGCGCUGUUUGCCCCCCGGCUGGUGUUCGAGGCGGUGGGGCUCCUGGUGACGGUACCGAGCGUGCUGCUGGGGUACUUGCUGGUGCUGCGCGUCACCCACUGCCUGGAGCGGCUGCUGCAGCAACUCAGCUGAUGGAUAAGACGCUGUGGAGACACUUGCUGUGCCCUCAAGUGGGCAGACAUCGGUAGAGUAGGUGCGGUAGGCUCUGGUUGUAGCUGAGCAUUUUCCCUUUGACCAACUACCACUUAGAAGUAAGUGCUUGUGUGUGCGUGUGCAGAACUCUGCUUCCAUAGAGCUGCGCUUGAAGAGAUGGGGUAGCAGUGCCUGCUUACCAACACUGCCAUUCUUCUUACUACUCUAGUGUACUAGGCUACAUAUAAUGGUGCUGUGAUUGGGUAACAGCCCAUUAUAAUAGUGUCUCCUCUGAUAUGGCUACCUGUGUCGAAUGUUUGUGAGAGUUUAUCAAGUAGAUUUCAUUUGUCUACAUAUUUUUUUGUUUUUAGUCAUAAAAAAAUAUAUGGAAUUUCCUUUUGCCAGUAGAUUCUUGAGAGGUAAAAAAGUAAAUGUGUUAGUUGUGUUUUCUGGGAAAUAAGUAGUGUGAUAACUAAGUGAAAGGUUGGUUAGUACUUAAAAUCUUUAAAAUCAUAAUUUUUGCUUGAUUAAUUUAGCAGACACAUAACAAGUCAUAAUUGUGCCCGGGUAAGACAACGACUGUUCCUUGCACAAACAAAAACACUUGAGAAUCACUCUACGACUAUUGCAGGUAGUGGGGUGUACAAUUAUAUUGAUGAUUUAAAUAUUAUUUAUUUAUUUAUUUAUUUACAGUUGUACAUAUAUUUAUAACUUUCGGUAAUUGAACUUAAAUAAAAGAGUUUAGAAUUAAACUUUUAACCGACGAAAAUUUAAAUCGCUGAGCUACUGAGACGGUGCGACCUCUCGGCCCAGCCCUCAAACAAAGAUAAACGAAACAAAGCACAUUACAAAGCUUACAGAAAAAUUUGCAUAGCUGGGGACUUCUUCCCCAAAAUUCUGCUUUCCUAUUGGCUACAACACUUAUUCUUACAAUUACUGUUCAGUGGUUCCCCGUUCAGCAGUCUUUCCCCCUGUUCUGUCACUUGCCUCUGUCUUUCUCUUUAUUGUCUAUCAUUUCGGCGCUGCUGUGUCGCAGCAUGGCUAUCUUUCUUUAUUUUUACCCACUGUCUUACGUUCUAGACACAUCACAAACACAUCAUGAAUCAUAUACAAAAAUUAUUUAUAAAAUGAUCAUUUAAUUGAAAUAAAACUUUGAAAUCACACUUACAUAAAUAAUAACCUAGCCAGCGAAGUUAAAACCAGUAAAAAAUAUAGUUCACAGGCUUUUCUCAAUAAAAUAAUUAAAUAUCACCAUUAUGUUACGGGGCCACUCGUGGCGGCACCUCUUAAUACGGGGGCCAUAGUCUCUGAUAUUUACUGAUUAAAUUGUAAUGCGUGCUUGGGUUUUAUGGGCGCCACCGUGCCACGUGCACGGACCGAUGUGAGACUCUUUCUCAGGGUCGUGACGUCGCCCAUGUGAGGCGUGAUUUUAAUUUCCCCCUGAAUACACCUAGCAUGAAUCCCUGCCCGCUCUCAGCGUUGGGCACGCUAUUAUUUACGCAGUGGGCUCUCAGGCGUCCCACACGCCUUCACACUCCACGUGGUCGAACAGAUAUAACUAAGAAAAUAAUACAUUUGAUUUACACACCUGAUUUAUUCUGCGAAUGCAACUUACACGAUUGAAACUGUUUAAAACGCCCGCGGCACGAAUCGGUUUAGGUGCGAAGACCCCCACGUUGUCACAUCUUACAUUACGUAUUACCAAAGAGAAAAGACCGUUGCUGGUCGUAAGACAAUUAGUUAUACAGUCCCCCGACCGAGAGGAGCUCCGAGGACGAAAAGAAAACGAUUUAUACGGAAUUAAAUUGAAACAGAAUUACUUGGCGGUGAAACAAGCGGUGAGGUCCCCGGAGUGCUGAAGCGUCUACUCUCGGUCGUUGAUGGCGGCGGACUGUGAUGAGAUCAUGGCUCGCUCGACUAACAUGGCGUCCUCCCGCAGAAACAAUUGCAGUUAGAUAUUAAUGAAUUUGUGCCACGGGAAACUAAAUUAACAUGACAAGAAUGAAUUAAAAAUUAUGUGAGAAUUUUUGAAUAAAGAGAAAAGAUUGUACAAAUUAUAAUUAUUAAGAUUUAAAUUUAAUUAUUGUCUGACUUCAGGUUUCCUCGGGAAUGUCCGGAAACGCUAUGAUAUUUUAAUACAUUAUUUUAAAAUAAAAGUACAUAAAACCCUCCCGGCCAAUCUGCCGUCACGUUGCACUUAGGGAAUAUAAAAACAAAUAACACAAUUAUAUAUACUUAUGUUUUAGGGGUGCGGCGCACUGGCUCGACAGCGCCCUCUUGCCGGGCGAGCACACACGCACGCACACGUACGCACGGGUAGGCGGGAGGUUUGAAUGGAGUGUGGGUGGUGUUUGGGCGGUGGCAUAUCGGGCUUAAAAGGGGCCGCAGGCCCGGACGAUGUCAAUUAAUUAUCAGAAUGUACUGAUGACAGGUCUUGCAAUGUUACAAACUUACCAACCUUUCACUUUAGUUACUAUUAACCUUAUUUUCCAGAAGCAGUGUGAAAUUUUGGAGUUGUGAGAAAACCAAAAAAUGGGAUUCAAGGAAAAUUUGUCCAGCAAUGUUUAGACCUGAAGGCUGAAGGUAGUGAAAUGCUUCAGUACACUUUAGUGUAUGGAGCUCUGGCUCACCUGCCAUGUUGGAUUUUGGUUUUUAUUUUGUCAGGUUUAAAUUUUUUAUGAAGAAAUAUGUAAAAACUCAGACUUUCGAGCUUAAGAUGUAUGCAUUCCCUUGCUUAAAAUAAACCGAAAAUUAACUUAUACUAUCUUUAUUAUAAACACUUGCCUGCUAUUUUACAGUAAUAUAGUACUGGUAAAAUAUUAGCAAAACAUAAAAUGCAAUAUUAUAGUGAUAACUUGAUGUAAGUUUUUGGACAUACGCCAUUGCUAAGAGCAAUGGCGUAUGUCCAAAAACUUACAUCAAGUCAUGCACUCCCAUUGCACAAAUCUUUUAAAGAUAACAUUAUAGUGAUAAAUACAUAGGAUUAUAAAAAUUGCUCUAAAACAGAAAUAUAAACAUGAAACAAGAAAUUCAAAAUGGUGAGUGAUACAGAGCCGUAAGUUAAUAAUAUUGAAUGCUGAUUCAGCUACUUUUGUCACAAUUUUCACUUUAGUUUCACCGUUUUUGUGGAUUUAUUCCUGUUUAUCAACAGGAGAGUCACGACUAACAUAUAUUGAGUAGUGGGCAGUGAAUUAUUGCAGCAUCCUCUUCCCCUUUGCACCAUUACAGGAAGCUCAGAUAUAUUUUUAGUACAGUAGACUACCCAUUAUCCGUGCCAAUCAAGGAGAUGCUAGUUAACAUGCUUGACCUAAUAAAGCUUUCAACGUGCACUUUUGUAAGAUUUACUAUGGUCGUUUAGUUGGUAGGUGGACGUCAUACUUUGAAAGAGCAAAUAAAACCACCUCUGGUGUAUAAAAAAACUGAAAUACAAAACUGUGUCUGUGUGUGGCAUAGCAAUUUGAUCAUACUUCAUACAGUUAUCUGUAACUCAAUUAGACUCACUUGUGGGAGUGGAGAGAUGGGUAGACGAGAUGAACAAUUAUGAGACUGCCGAUAGUCAGGUACUCUCUAUUGGCAAAGGUAAGAAAGAGAGUGAACUGUCUUCUAGCUGAGCGCCAGCAUGAGUAGUGUUACUGGAGUCAUUAUGAACCACCCUAAUUGCAUUAAAACAAUUUUUUUUUCAUAGAACACUUAUGCGAAUUGGUUAACAUUAGUGACGAUGAAACUUCUGUAUUUAAUCACAUAUUGAUAUUUUAUAUUUUAUACACACACUCACACUCACACUCACUCUCUCUUUGCAUUGCUCUUUUUUUCCAUUUUGGCUUGGGAUUUCUUGGUUACCAAAUAAGCGUAAGCUAUGGUUCUGCAGGAGAUGCGAAUAAGCCACAAAGUGGUUAAUCCACCUAUGGAUAAUCAAGAGUUGACCGUAGCUAUUUAUAGCAAAACACUCAUACUUAUCAACACUUAAAUAUUGUGCACUGUCUAGCAAACAGAUCUUAUCCAGGCACAUUAUCAUCUAACUAAGAACGUGCUGUAAUUUAAUAAAUUAUGUACAUUGGGCAUUUUACUGUGGUAUCAAGACUUGUAAUUUUCUGUGGUAUUAAAUAUGUAAAUACACACAUUAAAAAAAGGUCUCCGCCCAAGCCAGGUCUUUCCUACACAUGCUAAAUUCUAAAUUUUGGUGUUAGUUCUAUGUUCCUCCCUCCCCCACACUCCUUCACAACUUUUCAUUUAUCUGUGUGGUCACUCAUUAUGUAGGUUACAACUGGGAAGGUGUUCAGGUGUGCUUAACUCGUGAGUUUGUUGUGGAGGUCAUGACACUUUUUGCUGCUACACUUUUAAUAUUUCAAAUCAUAGAUUAGCUGAUUAUUUUCGUCACAUUUUGCUUGUUUUUCUAACUUGUUAAAUAUACCUAUAAAUGUUUAUCAUUGUUAAUGUUAAAUUAAUUAAUCACAUGUGGGACUGAUUUUCUAGAAUGCUGUUAAAGUUGUUACAGAUUGGCCUAACUGUAUAAUCAUAUUUUGUUGAAAACGUUGGCCAUUUUUUGAAAGAAUGAUGUCUGCUAAAAUAUAAGGAUUUUUUUUUUCUAACAAAUCAUAAAUAUAAUUUUGUUGUUAAUAAGCUACUGAGCUGCUUUCAAGAAGCAACAUUUUGCACUGUAUAACUUACCCUAAACAUCCCUUAGGUAUCUACUGCUUGCCCUAUUUGAAUGGGUUAAUGUUGAAUAUGUGUACAGACUACAUGACCACUGUUAUUAUACGUAGACUUCAAAGAUACCUGACAAUACAUUGUUUUCAGUAUUUAUGAGAAAUGUUUGGUAAUGCAAAGUUAUUAUUGAAAGUAGGUGUGUUCCAUAAACAAUAGCAUGUGCAUGACUAACUAACUGCACAGGCAGAGAGAAAACAAAAAAUGGUAAGUCAGGUGCAUCUGCAUGAUUUUUAAAAUUUAUUUAGUUGCAGUUUUUUUUAUUUCCAGAGUUUUGUUUUGUAGGUGCAUCUGCAUAAUAUUUUCGUAGCACUUCCAGAUGUCAUACAUAUUUAGGGCAGAAUUAUGUUUUCGACAGAUAUGUUACUUUGUGUAUUUGAACGAACCACUGAGACAUAUUUAAAAAUUUAUAGAAUUGUUGUUUUGUUCUUUAUAUUUUGAUAGUAUUUGAAUUAGUAGUCAGUGAACUUUUUUGUGUUUUUGAGAUGAUGCAUGCAUUGUGCUUAUCUUAUAUACUAAAGUUUAAAAUAUUUUGAACAAAUUGUAUUACUUCAAACAAAUUCUUUAAAAUAUUUUAUUGAAUUUGUUUGAAGUAAUCACAGUUCACAGAAUAAAAAUAGCAAGGGUGUCUAUUUUGUAAAAUUUUAAUAAAUUACCUUUUAAAUGAAAAAAAUAUAUAAGUUCUAAUGAAAAACUUUAAAUUUUUCAUGAUGUGGCAAAAAAGUUAUGAGAAUUUUCUUAGACUUAACAUUGUUUAACAAACAAAGAAAUUACUUCCAUCAUUUGUAGCACAUCUGGAACCUGUCAGGUGAAUUAAAAUAAAACUGCUAUCUUAUUCUGUGUUCUCUCCAUUCCAUUGCUGCCACUCUCAUAGUCUCUUUUUGUACUCCUCUUCUGUAUAUUGUUCCUUUCUCUUUCUUGGCCUACUUGAGAUCUUCUACAUUUUAAUUGUACAAUACUUUGUUUCGUUUAUUUGCAUUUCAUGGAUUAAGACUAAUUACCGAGAAGUGUCAGAAAAUUUUUGUAAACUGAAAGUAUUUAUAAAUUUCAGGGUUUAAAAGUAGUAAUUAUGUUAAUGAUUAAACUUUAAUUUACACUCAAAUAAUUUAAAUUAUCCUGCAUUUGGUGGUCACAAGAAUAUAAGUUGUUUAGUAGUGUAAUAGUAUAAAUUUCACUCUCUUUUUUUUUUUUAAAUUUUGGUUCAUUUUGUAUCAGUUUUUGACAUUGCCCCUUGAAAAGUAAAAAGAAAAAAGUUUUCACUGUACAUAAAAAGGUAUUUUUCUGUUUUCCUCAUAACUUAAAAUACUUAAAUGCUUAAAUCCCAAGAUUAACGAUAAUCAAUUUAAUCAUUUUACACAAAUAAAAAUCAGCCUAUGCAUUCAUAGUGCAAUAUUGAAACAAAGUUCCAUUCGGGCAACUGGAGAAAAAUGUGCAGGAUAUGAAAUUGAACUAUUUGUGUUUCAAAUUGAAAAUAAUAUUGAUACCUAUAGUAGCACACUUAAAAGAGUGAUAAAUUACGACAUUUUUUAGCUGUUUAAAAGGGUUGGUGCGGAUCAUCUAUGAAAAACUUAUAGACAUGGAAGAACGAAACUGUUGCAUAUUGCUAAGGAAAACUAGAAAGCUGAAUUACCGUUCUUACAAAAUCAUAAGCAUUAUUGUAAAACUUUUAUCUGCACACGAUUCAUGACUUUCAUCUUGCACGUUCCUGUAGUAGCAUCUAACUGAUAAACCUGGAAUCAUGUGAUCUUGGAAGGCUUGUUAGAGGUUUUUGCUGUUUAUCAUAGUCUUGAUUUUUGUGUGACUAAUAAUAGGACAGUUAAAAGAGACAGCACCUGGAAAAGCAUUCACAGACACACCUCUUAUUUUACUGUAAUUUAUGCACUUCAGGUAUUAAAAAAAAAAAGUGUUGGCUUUAAAUGGGAUGUAGCCAAAGAUGUUUGACAAAAAAUAAAUUCUUGGGAAUUUUCCAAUGACAAAAAGGUUGGUAACUCGUAUAAAGGAUGAGAAGUGAAAAUAUUGUUUUUAUCAUAUGAAAUUGUUUAGCUGUCAUUUUAAAUGUUAAUUCUCUACUUAAUUCUAUGUAUUAGAAAAUGUUUCAUAUUAGACUACUUAAAAUAAAGAAAUCAUCACAUAAUAAUUCAUGAAUCAAAUUUAAAUUAAUUGCAUACACUUGGCAGCAUUAUUUAUUUAUUUUUUUUACUAAUCAGUAAUUAUACUUUUUUCUUUUGCUUUUAUUGUUUUAUUUUUUUCCUUAAUUAAAUGUUCUGAAAUUUUCUAGAGUUUUUAGUGUUAAAAUUCCAAGUUUGACUGUAUUUCAUCAUUCUGGGGAGUUAAAUGUUACAUGAAGAUAAACAUCAAGGGUUCUGAUAUGAUAUAAUUUAUUUUGUUAAUAAAAAAAGUACAAAAAUUUUGAUAUUUUUUAUUUAUAUUGGAAAUGAAACAGUUAAUUAGCAGGUGAAUUAGUAUGGCACAUCAUACAACGAUAUGUUUCACAAGGGUUUUAAUCUGUCUUUGAAGAAAGGUGGUGCACUGCUUCAAAUAUUUUAUUUUUUCAGUGUGAGUUUUCAUUAGGGAUUUUUCAUGAAAGUAAAAGUUAAUGUAUUUUUUAUUGGUCCUAUUUUGUCUCAAAUAUUUGUAAUAAGUUGUGCUUUGGUAUUGGUGUUUGUUUUUUUACGCAGGGCUUUAAUAAAAAUUGUUUGUGUGAGUGAUGUCUUGUGUGAAAUGCUUUACUAAUGUGGUUGGUUAAGGUUGUUACAAUUUCAAUAUUUGUUGUCAUGCACCAAUACCUAUUUUCCCAGUGCCUAUGCAGUAUUUUAAUUUGUAACUACCAGAAGUGUAAUUCUGAAGUCUGUUGUUGUACAUGUUAGUUAAUAAAGUCCCAAUUUUUACAA
Molecule: messenger RNA, 10511 nt
Organism: Bacillus rossius redtenbacheri
Lineage: Eukaryota; Metazoa; Arthropoda; Insecta; Phasmatodea; Bacillidae
Gene: PIG-O
Product: GPI ethanolamine phosphate transferase 3
Exons: 6
Coding region: 1-2916 (971 amino acids)
Biological process (GO): GPI anchor biosynthetic process
Cellular component (GO): endoplasmic reticulum membrane
Molecular function (GO): mannose-ethanolamine phosphotransferase activity
Source: RefSeq, a predicted model, not a curated record